Molecule: messenger RNA, 4432 nt
Organism: Varanus komodoensis (Komodo dragon)
Lineage: Eukaryota; Metazoa; Chordata; Lepidosauria; Squamata; Varanidae
Gene: SOX18
Product: SRY-box transcription factor 18
Exons: 2
Coding region: 147-1112 (321 amino acids)
Biological process (GO): vasculogenesis; positive regulation of transcription by RNA polymerase II; lymphangiogenesis
Molecular function (GO): RNA polymerase II cis-regulatory region sequence-specific DNA binding; DNA-binding transcription factor activity, RNA polymerase II-specific
Source: RefSeq, a predicted model, not a curated record
GCGGCGCGCUCCCGGGACCCGCGGCGGCGGCGGCGGCGCCCCCUAGCAGCCGCUCCCCCAGCCCGGACGCCGGCUAUGGCUACGGCGCGGGGGCCGGCCGCCCGGAAGGCAAGAGCGGCGCCGAGGACUCCCGCAUCCGGCGCCCCAUGAACGCCUUCAUGGUGUGGGCCAAGGACGAGAGGAAGCGGCUGGCCCAGCAGAACCCGGACCUGCACAACGCGGUGCUGAGCAAGAUGCUGGGCCAGUCUUGGAAAGCGCUUAGUGCUAACGACAAGCGUCCCUUCGUGGAAGAGGCCGAGCGACUGCGGAUCCAGCACCUGCAGGAUCACCCCAACUACAAGUACCGCCCACGGAGGAAGAAGCAAGCCAAGAAGAUCAAGCGGAUGGAGCCAAACAUCCUUCUGCACAACCUGUCCCAGCCUUGCAGCGAAAGCUUUGGGAUGGGCCACCGUCCCACAGGCGGCCUUGGCCACGCAGGCCACUCGCAGCCUCCCCCGCUCAACCACUUCCGAGAACUCCGCUCGGUGGGCUCGGAUAUCGAGAACUAUGGCCUGCCGACCCCUGAGAUGUCCCCCCUGGACGUGCUGGAGCAGACCGAGCCGGCCUUUUUCCCUCCUCACAUGCAAGACGACUGCAGUGUGAUGCCCUUUCGGGGCUACCCCCACCACCCGCCCCCUCCCCAGAUGGAGUUCUCCCCGGAAAAAAACCUGGGCCGGAACAUGCCGAUGGGGUACCCCCAGAACCCGCCCUCACACCUGGCCGAGGCCAUGAGGACUCCCCACCCACCUGGCAUGUACUACAGCCAGAUAUGUGCCGGAGCCACUAAUGGCCUUUCGGCCCACCUGGGCCAGCUUUCCCCGCCCCCCGAAUCCCACCACCUGGACGGCGUGGAUCACUUGAAUACCAAUGAGCUUUGGACAGAAGUCGACCGCAACGAGUUCGACCAGUAUUUGAACAUGAGCAGGACUCGUCCAGACCCGUCGGGGUUCGCCUACCACGUUUCCGUGUCCAAAGUGACUCCUCGGGGCCUCGGCUGUGAGGAGAGCAGUUUGAUAUCCGCCUUGUCCGAUGCCAGCAGUGCUGUGUAUUACAGCACGUGCAUUACAGGGUAGAGCGGCGUGUUCACCCGGGGGAGAGGUUCGGGGCCAGCCCGCCUGACAGGCCGAACCGGGUGCCGCGGUCUUUUCCUCUUCCCGGGGAGGCCUGGGAAAUGCGAGGGGGGCCGGGGAUCUCCAUCCGAACGGCCGACAUGAUCCCCUGAUGGCACUUCCCAGGAUCCUUUGAGAGAUCGUGGCGGCCAGACUGAUGUAACUUUGGAGUGUAUUGUGCCCUUAGAAGCUUGGCAGCAAGAAAGGCCCUGGCAUGGCACGCGAAUUAUCUUGGCUUGAGACAGAAGCAGCUUGGUUUCCUGUCCCUCCGGAUAUGAUGCCCGCUGACAAACUGAUGGUUGCUUGUUGAGAGGUGGCACAGCUCCGCAGCCAUGCUGAGCAGCCAGGGCCAAUGUGCUGAAGAGCAAAGCUGUGAUGGGAACUUUGAAACCGUCGCUGCGGAGAACUGGCAGGCGUUUCUGCUGUGGACUCAGGGAUCUCGCCCUUGGAAAUCCGUGGAAUGGGGCUCGUGCGUAAGGGCUUCGUCACACAUUACUGAUCACUGAGUGUUCCCUUAAGAUCCUCUUGUGUAUAAGAAAGCAAAAAGGGUGGGGAAUUAAGGGACUUGGUUGCAGAAAAGUGCACCGUGCCUGUUAGGGCAACCUGAUUAGGUUUGGCCUCUUUAUAAGGAUCUCCUCGGCUACUGGUCCAGUUUUGCUGCCCCAGAAUGUGCGGAGUGGCCUUUUGAAUCCCCGCUUUGCGCAUUUUCAGCGGACGGGGCAGAACAGAAGCACGUCCCACUCGCGUGAUUCAGCAGAAGGGGCAAAAUAGCAACAUAGGUCUUUGCAUGGUGGAGUUAAUGCGCUCUGCCAUGUGCACCAGGCUUCCAAGCUCUCCCCUUCUCUGUGAACAUGACAAUAUUUAGAUUAUCUCAUUAAAUGCGUUGCUUUUUUUUUUUUUACUGAAAUAAUGCUGAACUGAUGAUAUACUGUAUUGCUAUGUAGCACAAGGUAAUGGACAGUCUCAAAGCAAGAGGAAGCUGCACGGAUCGGGUGCCGAGAGGCAGACAAGGACUGCUUGCCGGAAUCUUUAGCAGCUCUGUAGCAGAAGGUGUUCAGUCAGGGGCGGUUUCUCUAUCCCUUUAGCACUAUAAUCUGAUGGCCCAUGCCUGCUAAAAUCUUUCUGCUCUGGCGUGACAGUGGCGUAUUUGCUCACCCCCCGGGUUCACCUGUGCAGCUGGGGAAUUGGAGCGACAGCUUAGGUCUGACGCUUGGUUUUUGAGAGGGGUUUUAGCUCGGAUGUCCACUGUGAGCAUUUCCAUUUGCCGAAGGCAAGCUAGCAACAUGGUGCGUGGCCCAGUGGAAGCCCACCAUCCAAGCCCUGAAUCUCUGAUGUGUGUGAACCCCAAAAGAGAUGCAUGUGAUAUUAAACUGUAGGUCUUUAUUUUAGCAGCACCAAAUUGCAUCCAGGAGAGAGAAAUCAGGCAUGCCUGAACAGUGUCAGAAUGAACUUGGAUUGUAAGACCAACCAGAAAAGAUGUUGUGUAUCAAAGUGGAAGAGAAGUAAAGUUGUGAUAAUGGGAAGAGGGAUUGAGAUCGGUUAAACUGGUGUGAGGUGCAAUGAAAGGGAAGAUUUAAAGAGUCUUUAAAAGGUCUUUCAAAGGGCAAUACGAUUUGCGGGUGGUCAUAUAAUUCUCCCUGGAUUGCUCCUGUUUACUUGACAGUCAAUUCACUGACCUCAGUUACUUCCAAGUUGUUUCAGGAUUCACCCUCAUCUGUUUGCAUUAUAUUCCUCUGUAGAGAAAAGCACCCCACUGAAUUCAGCAAGGUUUACUCCCUGGUAAACCUGUUUAGGAAUGGAUGGCUAAUCCAUUUCAAUCCUAUUAAACUGGCUCAGGCGCUUUAAAGAUCAGGGUUUUUGAGAUCGCGGGCAAAAGGAGCCCUCUGCAUUUUCCAAUCUCAUGCAUGCGUUGGUAUGCAUUUGCCACGGCGCUUGGACAAGCCAAGCUGUGGGGGACUUCAGUGUUGUGAACCACCCAGAGAGCUUCGGCGAUGGGUGGUAUAGAAAUAUAAUUAAUAAUAUAUAAUUAAUAAUGAUCUAGUCCAGGCCUAGUUCCGCUGACGAGGGUGCUGUUCUUCUAAACCUCAGGCUGAGGGACUCCCCUCGGGCCGCCACCGCUUCGCUCUCGUGGCGUUUUCUUCUGGAGUUUGAACCUGGGAGUGACAGCCCCUCUUCCCAGGGCGGAGAUGCCCCUUCCAGCCCUAUAUUUUCAUCAAGGUCUGAGCUCUGCCAUUCGAAUGGACGUGUUCUGAAUUCAAUCACCAUGGAAAUAAUCCUAUGCAUGAAUUAGAUGGGGAAAGACCAGGGAAUGCUGGGAAUCGUAGGCCCUUUUUCUGUCUAAACAUCAUUGGAUUGCACCCUACAGCUCCAUGAAAACUGAAUGGCGUGGCCUAAAAGACGUGGAGUGAUUCUCUUGCAGGAGCCAUUACCGGUCUGAGAAUAGUUUAGGGGUUUUCCCCCGACAUAUUUUUCACUGUAUCCAGAGUAUUAUCUUUCAAUUGAACAAUAGGUCUAUAUUUUUACUUAGCUUUUUUAUAUCUAUCUGUUUGUCUAUCUAUAAAUAAUAUUUAAUUUGUUCAGGCAUUUUAUACUAUUGCCUCCCUUUUUCUUCUUUUUUAUAAUAAAUGAAAGGAUAUCCGUGCUGUAGGAAGCAUUUAUGUAGCAAGACGGAUUAAAACAAAGAACAGGCAGGAGAGAGGUGUAAAAUCUUUCAGAAGAACCUUUUUGGAUCUGGGCUUAAGGAAAGUGGUGUGAGCAUUUUUGCUGCUGCAAAGCCGCACGCAUUCAAGGACGCCCAUCCAGCAGGAUGUUCUAACCAAGUCACCCGUUGAAUCCAAUGGCAGUGCCAUAAGAGUGCAGGAAAACAUCCUUCUGAAUUGGGCCCCAAACUGCAUUGCUCACUAGUUAAUUAUUAAAACAUCUUUUCCUAAUUCCUUGACUCUCAUGCGCUUGUUUAUGUGAACACAUGUUUCUCCCCCAAAUAAAUGUUGCCCCCAACUGUUUCCAGAUUUUUCUGGCAGUGGAUUCUUGUGUGGACUUUGCUUGGUUUCAAGGAAACACCCUCCCACUAAGCAUUGGGUGGGUGGGUGGGUGAGUGGGGGGCACAUACCCAAGAGAAAGACAGAAAAGAGCUGGUUUGAUCGUAGCUCAGUUACCAACACACGCAAAUCCAUGCCUAUUUUGCAGCGAUGUAAGUUGUUGAAGCUUUCGGUUGGACACCGCAUCUGUUCCCAGAUUUGAAAAACUCACCCUCUAAUAAAACACCGUGAUUAUCCUUCUCACAA